Molecule: messenger RNA, 456 nt
Organism: Solanum stenotomum
Lineage: Eukaryota; Viridiplantae; Streptophyta; Magnoliopsida; Solanales; Solanaceae
Product: replication protein A 70 kDa DNA-binding subunit B-like
Exons: 5
Source: RefSeq, a predicted model, not a curated record
AUGGCAACUGACCUGACCAAAAAAGAAUUUGACAUACUCGCAAUUGUUGUCAACUGUUCUCCCCCAAGAUAUGUUGCGACUGUGGAAAAAAGAUUGCAAGAACUCAUUGUUGUCGAUAUGUUCAAACAAAAUCUUACCUUCACUAUAUGGGAAGAGGGAAUUAUAGAAAACGAAGGUAGGAAAUUGCUGCACCAAUUCCGAGAAUAUCCUGUAAUCCUUGCUCGCCGUAUUGGAGCGUCAAGAUAUAACGGUGUGUCGCUGACAACAAAAUUUGACACAACAAUUCAGAUUGAUCCACCUUAUCCACAACGCCGAGAACUACAAGCAUGGGUCACUGAGAACCGCCAAAUACUUACCUCUUUCACUCUCAGAAGUACAUCCACAUCAGGAUUUCUUCUCUCUGUUCGCAUGGAUGAAGAAAUAGUACCUAUUGCAAGCAUUGGCUCGCAACAAGAU